Messenger RNA from Penicillium canariense, 324 nucleotides. RefSeq names its product NADH dehydrogenase [ubiquinone] 1 alpha subcomplex subunit 1. NCBI's taxonomy places the organism in Eukaryota, Fungi, Ascomycota, Eurotiomycetes, Eurotiales, Aspergillaceae. The record is from RefSeq and is a predicted model, not a curated record. The coding region runs from base 1 to 324 and encodes 107 amino acids. The transcript has 4 exons.
AUGGGUGUUCCUUUCGAGGCCCUCCUCCCUUACGGGAUUAUCAUGGGCAUGUUCGGCGUCACUGGCGCUGGUCUGUACGUUGUCAAGCGCUUUGCCAACGAGGGCAAGAAGGCCCGCUGGAACCGAGACCUCUGGGAUAGGCAAAUGAUGCAGCGCGACCUGCGCAUUACCGGUACUAUGCGUGGACAGUCCAGCAACCACCAGGCUCCCCCAGGAUUCGAUGUCAGCAACCCAUGGAAGGUAUGGACAAAGAAGACCCUCGAAAACCCCGUGAUGAUCGCCGAAGGCUCAUACAGUAUACAGAUCGAGAAGCGGAUUUUCUAG